AUGUCAGGGCUAGACGCGGAUCUGUUUCUACGAGACGAUCUACACAUUGGACUUGAGUGGAUCAUCUAUGUCCUCCUGUUUUGCUCUCUCCAGCAGGAAGCCAUGGACGCUGUUGCGAAGCGCUUCCACUGGCUCGAGAAGGUGGCCUCGGCCCCUGGUUCCACUCUACCGCCGUGGGCUCUUUCCGGUCUCAUGAGCCGUCUACAAAAGGAGCGUAUUCAGGGUCGUGUGGUCCUUUUCUUCGUCACCAACAUCAAACCGACGGAGGAGCGGUGGACUGUCGGAUCAACGUCAAUCAAGCACUCGGUGAUGAUAAUGGGACGUGUCGCACGAACGGGAGCUAGCUUCUAUGAUGUGGAGGAUUGCACAUAA
Messenger RNA from Diaporthe citri, 372 nucleotides. RefSeq lists its product as uncharacterized. NCBI's taxonomy places the organism in Eukaryota, Fungi, Ascomycota, Sordariomycetes, Diaporthales, Diaporthaceae. The record is from RefSeq and is a predicted model, not a curated record. The transcript has a single exon. Bases 1 to 372 code for a protein of 123 amino acids.